CCUCUCACCAUGUCAGCCUGUUGCAGCUGGAAAGAUAUUUUCCAGUAUGAGACAAACAAAGUCCUCCAGAUCCAGAGCAUGUACUACGGCACCCUUAAGUGGUUCUUCCACCUGCUGGUCCUUUCCUACGUCAGCUUUGCUUUGAUCAGUGACAAGCGGUACCAAAAGAAAGAGCCUCUUAUCAGUUCCGUGCACACCAAGGUGAAAGGGAUAGCAGAGGUGAAGGCGGAGAUAUUGGAGAAUGGAAUGAAGAAGAUGGUGUCUGAGGUCUUUGACACUGCAGAUUACACCUUCCCCUUGCAGGGGAACUCCUUCUUCGUGAUGACAAACUUUCUCAAGACAGAAGGCCAACAGCAGGGGUUAUGUCCUGACUUUCCCACCCAAAGGACGAUCUGUUCCUCUGACAGGGAUUGUAAAAAGGGAUGGAUGGACCCGCAGAGCAGAGGGAUCCAGACCGGAAGGUGUGUAGUGUAUAAAGAGGGGCUGAAGACCUGUGAAGUCUCUGCCUGGUGUCCCAUCGAGGAGGUGGAAAAGGCUCCCCGGCCCGCGCUCUUGAAGAGUGCUGAAAACUUCACUGUGUUCAUCAAGAAUAACAUUGACUUCCCUGGCCACAACUACACCACGAGAAACAUCUUGCCAGGUGUAAACAUCACCUGUACCUUUCACAAGACUCAGAAUCCACAGUGUCCCAUUUUCCGACUAGGAGAUAUCUUCCAAGAAACAGGAGAUAAUUUUUCAGAUGUGGCAAUUCAGGGAGGGAUCAUGGGCAUUGAGAUCUACUGGGACUGCAACCUGGAUGGUUGGUUCCAUCACUGCCGUCCAAAAUACAGUUUCCGUCGCCUUGAUGACAAGACCACCAAUGAAUCCUUGUACCCUGGCUACAACUUCAGAUACGCCAAGUACUAUAAGGAAAACAACAUUGAAAAACGGACUCUGAUAAAAGUCUUUGGGAUCCGUUUUGACAUUCUGGUUUUUGGCACCGGAGGAAAAUUUAACAUUAUCCAGUUGGCCGUGUACACUGGCUCAGUCAUCUCCUACUUUGGUUUGGCCACUGUGGUAAUCGACUUCCUCAUCAACCCUUACUUAAGUAAAUGCUGUCGAUCCUGCAUUUAUUCCUUUUGCAAGUGGUGUGAAUGCUGUGCAGCCAAUGAAUACUACUACAGGAAGUGUGAGCGCAUUGUGAAGCCAAAGCCGACAUUAAAAUACGUGUCCUUUGUGGAUGAAUCCCAUAUUAGGAUGGUGGACCAAGAGCCACUUGGAAAAAGUCUGCAAAAUGUCGAAGGUGAAGAAGUCCCAAGACCCUCAAUGGACUUGUCCAGGCUGCCCCCGUCUCUCCAUGAUCCAUCCCCUAUUCCUGGACAAGCAGAGGAGAUCCAGCUGUUAAGUGACGAAGCAGCUACCAGAUCCAGCAACAGCCCAGACUGGUGCCAGUGUGGACACUGCCUCCCAUCCCAGCUUCCCAUGAGCCACAGACACCUGGAAGAACUGUGCUGUCGGAAAAAGGCGGGUGCCUGCAUCACCACCUCAGAGCCCUUCAGAAAGCUCAUCUUGUCCCGACAGCUCCUGGAGUUCCUCCUGCUCUACCAGGAGCCCUUGCUGGAGCUGGAUGAAAACUCUAACAGCCAGCUGCGGCACUGUGCCUACAGGUGCUACACCACCUGGCGCUUCGGCUCCCAGGACCUCGCCGACUUUGCCAUUCUGCCCAGCUGCUGCCGCUGGAGGAUCCGGAGAGAGUUUCCCAAGAGUGAAGGCCAGUACACCGGCUUCCAGAGUCCUUAG
Messenger RNA from Odobenus rosmarus divergens (Pacific walrus), 1779 nucleotides. RefSeq names its product purinergic receptor P2X, ligand-gated ion channel, 7 (gene P2RX7). Gene Ontology annotation, cellular component: nuclear inner membrane; plasma membrane. Bases 10 to 1779 code for a protein of 589 amino acids. The transcript is spliced from 13 exons. Gene Ontology annotation, biological process: monoatomic cation transmembrane transport; response to ATP. Gene Ontology annotation, molecular function: purinergic nucleotide receptor activity; extracellularly ATP-gated monoatomic cation channel activity; ATP binding. The record is from RefSeq and is a predicted model, not a curated record. Lineage: Eukaryota; Metazoa; Chordata; Mammalia; Carnivora; Odobenidae.